Zymoseptoria tritici IPO323 is the source of this 1293-nucleotide messenger RNA. RefSeq lists its product as uncharacterized. Gene Ontology annotation, cellular component: preribosome, small subunit precursor. Lineage: Eukaryota; Fungi; Ascomycota; Dothideomycetes; Mycosphaerellales; Mycosphaerellaceae. Bases 1 to 1293 code for a protein of 430 amino acids. Gene Ontology annotation, biological process: maturation of SSU-rRNA; ribosomal small subunit biogenesis. The record is from RefSeq and is a predicted model, not a curated record. The transcript is spliced from 2 exons. Gene Ontology annotation, molecular function: RNA endonuclease activity.
AUGGCGACAACAAAACCCAUACACACCUUGAUUCUCGACACAGGAGCCCUGAUCAAAAAUGAGCCUCCCGUCUCUACUCUCCUCUCCCACACCGAAAAACUCAUCACCGUGCCCGCCAUCAUCACCGAAAUCAAAGACGCCGCAACCCGCGCGCGUGUGGAGACGACACUCAAACCCUUCCUGGAAUUACGGUCUCCCAAUCCGGCCAGUGUGAAGAUUGUGACGGACUUUGCGAGGAAGACGGGUGAUUUGAGUGUGCUGAGUAGACCGGAUGUGCUGAUUUGUGCGCUGGCGUAUGAGGUCGAGUGCGAGAGGAAUGGAGGCGAUUGGAGAUUGAGGAGGGUGCCGGGGCAGAAGGGGUUGAAUGGGAGUCCGCCGAAGAGGGAUGAGAAUGGAGAGAUUGUGAAGGAGGGGGAGAUGAAGGAGGGAGAAGUGGCGAUGAACGGAACGGAGGUCGAGGCGAAUGAAAGGACUUCAGCAGCGUCGGAACCAUCGGUCCAACCAGAGGAGAUUAAAGACGAGGAAUCAUCGGCCACUCCAGCAGCAUCACAAGAACCGGACUCGGCCGAUCAAAUAGCAUCACAACUCCAAUCCGCCUCUCUCGAUCAACAAUCACUCCCCAUCACGACAACACAACCAGACUCCACCGAAGACUCCGACAACGAUUCGGACGGCUGGAUAACCCCCUCCAACCUCAAAAAGAAACAAGCCGAAGACGCCUCCCUCUCCACCAAAGAUAUCCUCGAACCCGCCACCAUGCAAGUCGCGACCCUCACCUCCGAUUUCGCCAUGCAAAACGUCCUCCUGCAAAUGAACCUCAACCUUCUCUCUCCCACCCUCACCCGCAUCCGCCACCUCAAAACCUACAUCCUCCGCUGCCACGCCUGCUUCACUACCACCCGCGACCUCUCGAAGCAAUUCUGCGCGCGAUGUGGUCAGCCCGCUUUGACCCGCGUGUCGUGCUCGACAUCCGCGAAUGGAGAGUUUAAACUACAUUUGAAGAAGAACAUGCAGUGGAAUCAUCGCGGGGACCGGUACUCGAUUCCGAAGCCGGUGCAUGGGAGUUCGAAUGGGAGGAUUCGGGGUGGUGGGAAGGGUGGGUGGGGACAUGAGUUGAUUUUGGCCGAGGAUCAGAAGGAGUAUGCGAUGAAGAGUACGGAGGAGAAGAGGAAGAAGGAGAGGGGGUUAAUGGAUGAGGAUUAUUUGCCGGGGAUUUUGACGGGGGAGAGGAGGAAUGCUGGGCAGAGGGUGAAGGUGGGUGCUGGGAGAAGUGUGAACUCGAAGAAGAGAUAG